UUAUAAAGAAUCGCAAUGAAUAAAAGAGGUAAUUAUAAAACGUACUAUGACAGGGAUUGUUUAACUUCAAAGAUUCCUCGGUCAACAAGUUAUAUAAAAAAAAACAGUACUAAAUUUGAAUCAAAAAAUUUGUUACAAACAGAACAUUUCAAUGAGCACAAUAAGUUUUCUAAAUUGACCUCAAAUACUAUGUUUCAUGACAUUGAUAGCUCUUCUAGCAUCAAUAAUUCAUCAAAAGGAGAUGGAUUGUUACUUAAAUCAGAUUUUAGAAAUACACGUGUUGCAGAUUCUUUUGACCAUGUUCGCGUAUCCACUGAGUAUACAUCAAAACAUAACCUCUUAUUUGAUGCAGACUUUGAAGAAAUAAAUGUAAGUACAGUUUUAUAAUAAAUGAAGCUUAGUCAAAAUCAAAU
Messenger RNA from Nasonia vitripennis (jewel wasp), 413 nucleotides. RefSeq lists its product as uncharacterized. The transcript is spliced from 3 exons. The coding region runs from base 16 to 387 and encodes 123 amino acids. NCBI's taxonomy places the organism in Eukaryota, Metazoa, Arthropoda, Insecta, Hymenoptera, Pteromalidae. The record is from RefSeq and is a predicted model, not a curated record.